Molecule: messenger RNA, 6435 nt
Organism: Humulus lupulus (European hop)
Lineage: Eukaryota; Viridiplantae; Streptophyta; Magnoliopsida; Rosales; Cannabaceae
Product: 1-phosphatidylinositol-3-phosphate 5-kinase FAB1B
Exons: 12
Coding region: 512-6028 (1838 amino acids)
Biological process (GO): phosphatidylinositol phosphate biosynthetic process
Cellular component (GO): endosome membrane
Molecular function (GO): metal ion binding; 1-phosphatidylinositol-3-phosphate 5-kinase activity; ATP binding
Source: RefSeq, a predicted model, not a curated record
AUGGUUUUGGUGUUCGUAGGGAUUUUAGGCCAAUUACAUCUCUGCACUUGGGUUUUAUUAUAUUAUUUAUUAUUGCUUUUGAAUGUUUGGCAUCGAUAAAUUAAAGGGUCUGAUGCGAUGGAGUGAUUAAAGACAGAUUAUUUGGAAUUGGGUCAUAAAAAACGCCUUUUAAUCUCACGUAGGGGAAUUUUUGACAUAUGGACUGAGAUUCAACAUCAGCUCUCGAGGUACGAAAUUGUUUUUAUUAAUUUUGUUCUAGAUGAUGACAAAGAAGUUGGUUUCGGGUUUGAAAUUUAGGAGCAAUAUGAGCUCCCUUGUUGUUUUCAGAAGUUUGGUUCUGAUGGGUGUCAAUUGUUGAAAAAAGCUAAAGCCUUGGCCUUUUGAGGUUUUUGGUGCUGUUGGGAUUGUUUGCUUUUUGGAUUUUUUUUUGGGGUUUUGGUGUAAAGAUAUGGCUUACUAGGAAUUGUAUAUGAGCCUAUCAUAAUGCCCGGAGCUGUGGGGUUGUUUUUACAUGGAAAUUGCUCACAAGUCAUUGUGUCAGCUGGUUGGCAUGGUGAAGUCAUGGAUCUCUGGACGAUCUGAGCCGACUAAUGUGUCAAGGGACUUUUGGAUGCCUGAUGAAAGCUGUAGAGUAUGCUACGAGUGUGAUACACAAUUUACAUUGUUCAAUCGAAGACACCAUUGUCGACUUUGCGGUCGAGUUUUCUGUGGCAAGUGUACAGAAAACUCGAUUCCUGUCCCAUCUGGUUAUCCAACGACAUCCCUGGAAGAGCAGGAGAGAAUCCGAGUGUGUAAUUAUUGUUACAAGCAAUGGGAGCAGGGUAUGGUUACCCUUGAUAAUGGGAUCCAGAGACCCAAUCUGGGACUUAGUACAUCACAAUCAGGAUUAAGUCUAGGCAGCACUAGAUCAAGUGAAACCGGUAAUAGUAGUAUCAAUACUCUUGGCUCGAUGCCGUACUCAUUUGGACCGUAUCAGCAAGCUCAACAUUGUUCUGGUCUCAGCUCUCUACCAACAUCUUUAGUGCAAACAAACACAGACGGGAUAAGCAACGUGGAACAAGGAAGGAGUAGUGAACUUUGCGACGAUUUAGGGGAUCUACCUUCAGAUCAACAGAGAAUUUCAAUGAUCAGGAGUGAGGAUGAGGAUUAUGAGUACGACAUAUAUAGGAUGGAUUCUGAAGCCAUGCAUUAUCCUUCUGUCAAUGACUACUACAAUCAAGUUGGGUUUGAAGCCAUGAACAACGAUGAUGGACUACAUAAGGUGCAUCCUGACAGCGAGAACAUCGAUUCAAUGAGUUUGAGCUGCUCCCCAUUAGAAAACCAAAAUUUUGAACCACAGGACUUGGAAAAUAUUUUACAGCUGGAGAAAAAAGAAGACGAACUUGAUAUGGGCGAUGAAGGCGAAGCAUCUUCCUCGCUGUAUGUUGCUGGGGGUGAUGUUGAUGCUGAACCUGUAGAUUUUGAGAACAAUGGACUCCUCUGGCUCCCCCCUGAACCAGAGGAUGAAGAAGAUGAAAAGGAAACUGGUCUGUUUGAUGAUGACGAUGAUGAUGAUGGCGAUGAUGGCAAUGCUACAGGAGAGUGGGGAUAUUUACGCUCAAGUAGUUUCGGAAGUGGGGAGUCUCGCAAUAGGGAUCGCUCAAAUGAAGAGCAUAAGAAGGCCAUGAAGAAUGUGGUUGAUGGGCAUUUCAGGGCUCUGGUCGCUCAGCUAUUGCAGGUAGAGAACCUUCCUAUAGGUGAGGAAGAUGACAGAGAGAGUUGGUUGGAGAUCAUUACAUCUCUAUCUUGGGAGGCUGCUACGCUAUUAAAGCCAGAUAUGAGUAAAGGAGGCGGGAUGGACCCGGGGGGAUACGUCAAAGUAAAAUGUAUAGCUUCUGGACAUCGCCGUGAGAGUAUGGUGAUCAAAGGAGUUGUUUGUAAGAAAAAUGUGGCUCACAGGCGAAUGACUUCAAAAGUAAAAAAAGCCCGUAUCUUGAUCCUUGGUGGGGCUCUUGAGUACCAGCGGGUUUCUAACCACCUGUCAAGUUUUGACACUCUUUUACAGCAGGAAAUGGACCACUUAAAGAUGGCAGUGGCAAAGAUAGAUGCUCACCUGCCUGAUGUUCUUCUAGUGGAGAAAUCAGUAUCUAGAUUUGCUCAGGAGUACCUUCUUGCAAAGGACAUAUCACUUGUUCUUAAUAUAAAGAAGCCACUUUUAGAGAGGAUAGCUCGUUGCACAGGUGCUCAGAUAGUUUCUUCCAUUGAUCAUCUCUCAUCACAGAAAUUGGGCUCCUGUGAAGCAUUUCAUGUUGAGAGGUUUCUGGAAGACCUAGGCACUGCGGGGCAGGGUGGGAAAAAGUUGGUUAAGACGCUGAUGUUUUUUGAAGGCUGCCCUAAGCCUUUGGGUUGUACGAUUCUACUACGAGGCGCUAAUGGUGAUGAGUUGAAAAAAGUUAAGCAUGUCAUCCAGUAUGGAAUAUUUGCAGCCUAUCACUUGGCUUUGGAGACGUCUUUUCUUGCUGACGAAGGAGCAACCCUGCCUGAAUUCUCAUUGAAUUCUCCAAUUACUGUGACACUGCCAGAUAAAUCAACAAUCAUGGAGAGGUCCAUCUCAACUGUACCUUUUUCUAAUGUCAGUGUUGGUGCAAAGUCUGUGGCACAUCAUAGAUCCAACAGUGUGCCUGCAUCAGAUCUUUCCUCAUAUAUCAGCACUGCACAGUCUAUGCCCCCUAAUUUAUGUAGUUCUAUACCCAUUUAUUGCACAAGUUUGACCAAUUCUGCAAUUUCUUCCUCAUCUGCGCUGACUGGGACAGCAGUUGCAGAUAGUAAUCCCAAGAAUCUUUCUCCUCUUUAUACGUUUGGAGAGAAAACUGAAACAUAUUUUAUAGAACCACAGGUGUUGGAACCUUCAGCAGUCAACAACAGCCUCACUUUGAUGCACAAUCAUCCCACUGUGAGUGAUGUGAGCUCUUUUGAUGCCUUUGGUCAAAGCAAGCUGUCCAAUGACAAAAAUGUGGUAACCGACAGUCAGGCAGGGAGUCUGGAGAUACCAUCCUUGGAACAAGAUGGAAGAAACCAUUUAGAGGAGCCAGGACUUUUGAAAGAUGAUUUAGAACCAAUAAAGGAAGAGUUCGCUGCCUCACCUUCUGAGCAUCAGAGUAUUUUGGUGUCUUUAUCGUCCCGGUGCAUUUGGAAGGGAACUGUAUGUGAGAGGUCCCAUCUACUUCGAAUAAAAUACUAUGGAAACUGUGAUAAGCCUCUGGGUAGGUUUCUCCGUGACCAUUUAUUUGAUCAGAGUUACCAGUGCCAGUCUUGUGAUAUGCCAUCAGAAGCACAUGUUCAAUGUUAUACUCAUCGGCAGGGCACCCUAACUAUAUCUGUCAAGAAGCUAUCAGAAAUAUUAUUGCCAGGUGAGAAGGAAGGGAAGAUCUGGAUGUGGCAUAGAUGCUUACGUUGUCCAAGGAUCAAUGGCUUUCCUCCAGCAACUAGGAGAAUAGUAAUGUCUGAUGCUGCCUGGGGUUUAUCAUUUGGAAAAUUUUUGGAGCUUAGUUUUUCAAAUCACGCAGCUGCAAGCAGGGUGGCGAGCUGUGGCCAUUCUUUACAUAGAGAUUGUCUCCGAUUCUAUGGUUUUGGAAAAAUGGUUGCAUGCUUCCGCUAUGCAUCAAUCAACGUCCUUUCUGUCUAUCUUCCACCCCAAAAAUUGGAUUUCAAUUAUGAGAAUCAGGAGUGGAUUCAGAAAGAAACAGAUAAGGCUGUUGAUCGAGCUGAGCUUCUCUUUUCUGAAGUUCUUAAUGCUCUAAGUCAAAUAGCAGAGAAAAGAUCUGGCCCAGGAAUGCUUGGUGGUGGCGUAAGAAUACCUGAAUCAAGACGUCAAACUAUAGAAAUGGAAGGAAUUCUACAAAAGGAAAAGGAAGAGUUUGAGGAAUCUCUCCUAAAAACUUUAAACAAGGAAGUGAAAAAGGGCCAUCCUCCUAUUGACAUCCUUGAGAUCAAUCGGCUGCGAAGGCAGUUGCUUUUUCAGUCUUUUGUGUGGGACAACCGCCUGGUUUAUGCAGCCAGCUUGGAUGGUAAUGGCCUCAAAGAUGGUCUGAGCCGUUCAAUUUCUGAACAUGAGGGGAAAAUUAUUGCUAGUGGUGAAAAAAUUGCUGACAUGAAUGUGACCGUUAAGUCAGGAAAAGGCUAUAAUAGCUGUGAUUCCUUUCUUGUGGAAGAAAAAUGUAGCAAGACCUUGGAUUAUCCUGUAGGAUUUAGUAGCAAUGCUGAUCAACCCAACUUGGUUCAUCAAGAAUUAAGUAAUGAAAGAGAAGACAAAUCCAAUCUUUCUCCUUCCUCAAACCUCCGUCAUCAAGAACCAAGUAAUGAAAGAGAAGACAAAGCCAAUUCUCGUAGGACUCUUUCAGAAGGAGAAUUUUCUAUCAAAACAAAUUUGUCAGAUACCCUUGAUGCUGCAUGGAUAGGUGAAGCUAACACAGGAGUUGAAAUCCCAAAGGGUAUUAUCUCUGCACUGUCUGAUUUAGCUGCUGCUGCUGCAGCAGCAGAUUCUUCAGUCACCUCUGCAGUUCCCGAACGAGCAAACUUAGACCAUGCAGAGGACCCGGAUCAGCCCAAGUUGACUUACUCUUUUUCACCAGUUUCAUCGAUGAAGGGCCCAGAGAACAUGGAAGACUCAGGUGGCUGGUUAAGAAUGCCCUUCUUAAACUUCUACCGAUCAUUGAACAAGAACUUUUUUGCUAGUGCUCAAAAACUGAACACAAUGGGUGAGUAUACCCCAGUCUAUGUUUCCUCCUUUCGUGAGUCAGAACUCCAAGGAGGGGCCAGGCUGCUUCUCCCUCUUGGUGUUAAUGAUGUUAUUAUUCCAGUAUAUGAUGAUGAGCCCUCAAGUAUUAUAUCUUAUGCAUUAGCAUCACGACAAUAUCAAUACCAAGUGAGUGAUGAGGGAGAAAGACAGAAGGAAAUUGGGGAGUUUAUGUCUUCAUCACUCUCUGACUCAAUGAAUUAUCAGUCAUUCCAUUCUUCUGAUGAUACAGCAUCUGAAUCUUAUAGAAGCUUUGGAUCUGCUGAGGAAGGCAUUUUGUCUGGUUCUCGUGGUUUGGAUCCACUCUCAUAUACAAAGGCUUUGCAUGCCAGAGUUUCUUUUGGAGAAGAUGGCCCACUUGGUAAUGUCAAAUACUCUGUGACUUGUUACUAUGCAAGGCGUUUUGAUGCCUUACGGAGGAUUUGUUGUCCAUCUGAGCUUGAUUAUAUAAGGUCUCUUAGUCGUUGUAAGAAGUGGGGGGCCCAAGGUGGCAAAAGCAACGUCUUCUUCGCGAAAACCUUAGAUGACAGAUUUAUUAUCAAACAAGUCACAAAGACAGAACUUGAAUCCUUUCUAAAGUUUGCUCCUCAUUAUUUCAAGUACCUAUCUGAUGCAAUCAGCACAAGAAGUCCAACAUGCCUGGCUAAGAUUGUGGGGAUAUAUCAGGUUACUUCAAAGCAUGUUAAAGGAGUUGGGAAAGAAUCAAAGAUGGAUGUUCUGGUCAUGGAGAAUCUUUUGUUUAGAAGGAAUGUGACAAGGCUUUAUGAUCUAAAAGGAUCUGCUCGGUCAAGAUAUAAUGCUGAUUCUAGCGGGAGAAACAAAGUUCUGUUGGAUCAAAACUUGAUUGAAGCAAUGCCGACGUCUCCCAUAUUUGUAGGAACCAAGGCUAAACGUUUGCUAGAGAGAGCUGUCUGGAACGACACUUCUUUUCUUGCAUCUGUUGAUGUAAUGGAUUACUCACUACUGGUUGGUCUGGAUGAAGAGAAACAUGAGUUAGUUCUUGGGAUCAUUGAUUUUAUGAGGCAGUAUACAUGGGAUAAGCACCUUGAAACAUGGGUGAAGACAACGGGCAUUCUUGGAGGACCAAAAAAUGAAUCUCCAACAGUUAUUUCACCCAAACAAUACAAGAAGAGAUUCAGAAAAGCCAUGACAGCCUAUUUUCUUAUGGUCCCAGAUCAGUGGUUUAAUGCAUCUCUCGUUCAGAGUAAAUCUCAGUCUGACUUGUGUGAGGAGAACUCGCAAGGUGGGAUAUGAGAUGAAUGAUAUGAUGCUACGACUGUACAUUCAAUAAUUUGUUCCAGGAUUAGAUCCAUCUCUACAUGGUUUUUUCCUCCAAUUUUUUUUUUAAUCUUUUUUCGUAUUUGGUAUACCAAUUCUUUUUAUAUAGUAGUCUCAUAUGUAUUUUUGUCAAAGAAGAGGAAAAUUCGUGAUUAUUUGUUUGAAGAUGCAGAAGAAGGCUGUUUGAAGCCAAGGAAAUUUAUGUCAGAGGUACAAGUAUUGGAUGACCUCUCCAUGAAAUCCUUGUAGGAAAAAGGGUUAUAUAUAUAGAUAAGUAUAUAUAUAAACAUUCAUGUAUUUAGGUGUUCGAUAUGUAUAUGUAGUCAAUAUUUGUCUUGUAUAUUUGUAAAUUAGAUUUUAAUGAUAAUUUUUUCUUCUUUCUC